This is a messenger RNA of Varroa destructor (honeybee mite), 4356 nucleotides long. RefSeq lists its product as uncharacterized. Gene Ontology annotation, biological process: peptidyl-tyrosine sulfation. The record is from RefSeq and is a predicted model, not a curated record. Gene Ontology annotation, molecular function: protein-tyrosine sulfotransferase activity. Gene Ontology annotation, cellular component: Golgi apparatus. Lineage: Eukaryota; Metazoa; Arthropoda; Arachnida; Mesostigmata; Varroidae.
AGCUAAAGCAACUCCUGGCGCACAUAUAUCGAUCAUUUCUUACUGUGGUGUCUUGGGCGUGCGCACAGACAGGAAGCGACCAAAGCGUCGUCUCUAGUCCUAGGAUAUUUUUUACUGGUUAGUGUGAUUCCAGCUGGUCUAUCGCGAGGCUUAAAGCGUCGCUCGCGCCUUCGCACGACCAGGGUUUACGCCUACUGUUAGUGAGGACUGCUAAGCAAUAUAGCAUGGACAAAGCCAGCGAGAGCUCGCGCGGAGUUCUUCUCGCGCUUUUCGUAUCGCUUAUCCUUUAGCGUGCUCGUAGAAUCAACGUUGAGCAGUAGGCAUUAGAAAAGCAUUCCUGCUAUAGGAUGAGCGUCUAGUGGCGCUAGUAACUGCCGUAGAAGUUGUCUCCGAUGUUCACGGGCGUACAAACAUAAGUCGGCUCACUGGCUGCCUGGCGUCGAUCUUUGUAGACUCUGUACUUUCCACGCAGCUUCCAAUUUUCUCCCUCUCUCUCUUUCAUCGUUGUCAGCGGUGACGCCCCGGUUGAUGGAGCCAGCCGUUACUUUCCCGUUGGCUCAUUUGCUGCUGUGUUGUGUCUCUCGGUCCAAUAGACUCGAACGAGUGCCGUUCCACCUCGCCCAACGCCAGACUUAGACAGUGCCCUGAAGCGUUACUGAGCGUUGUCUAAAUAGAAGCGCGCUAUAAUCAAGUUGCUGAACAGCGUGGUGGCAGCGCCGGAAACGACAGAGACGGUGCAAAUAGCAAAUGGCAAUAGCAUCAACAGUAGUUGUUGUUGGCUAAAGCUUAUUAAAAGGCUAAAUACCGUUUCUCUACGAUAACGCCACGAUGGCUGGCUGUGGCUCUCGGUAAAGUCACUGCCUUCCUAUUACUGCUAUUUGUCAUACGAACCGUGUACGCCACCAUAAAUCUAAUGAGGACCCGUCGUUCCAUAUAUUGUAGUAGUGCGGUAUUCCAUACAUUGCAAUAGUGCGAUUCUUUUAAUUCCAGUUGUUGGCCUGGGAUCAGGUCGCUCUGGUAGCAAACAAGGACAUAUGGUCAUGUUUUGGUAUUGACAGCGGUGAAGUCUAUUCGGAUCCCACAAUCAUGGCUUUGAUAAUAGGCGCAUCGGUGCUCAGAUCGUCAGCACAACAUCAACGGAAACAACAAUAACAACAGAAGCGACAGCUAUACCAUUAAGGCUAAUGAAGCAGCAGAAGCGGCAGCAGUACCGACAAAGAGACCUUACCAGCAAAAUGUCAACUCAAAUCUUGUAUUCAGCGGCACAAAUGAAUAAAACUUAGUACAACAGUACAGAACAGCGCGGGGAAAGCUUUCUGCUUGAUCCUUUCAGCCCUCGUGGCUUGUUUCUUCGAUAGAUCGAGUUGCGGCUCUCAUUCGACUGGCAGAAGAAUCAACGGCAGUAGCGGCGGCACCACUUUCCUUUACUUGGAACUACCAACAAGAUUCUAUUGCAGAUUAGUUUACCGUAGACGUGCUGUGUUUUGUCAACAUUGUGGCAACAACAAGGAAAGCUGCUAGGCAGUAAUCGUAGUGAUAGUGGUGAUCAUUGCGUUUGUUGAUCGUCCUGUUGCUGUCUACAUUUUGGAAGUUAUUGUCUCGUUGCAUAGUCAGCGCUUAAUUAUACACGUAAUGUUAAAAAUCUAAUGACUCUGUCUCUGGCCGUGGAUCUUCACUGUGUUUAAACCACGAAAGUUUGUGGGCAUCAAUAGUUGUGUGAGUGAACGAAUCAGGAAAUCAAUACGAAAGAUGACUCGGAAUCAUAAAGGAAGCAUCAUGUCAAUUGAACCUGGAUGCCGCUUUCAGCCUAUUCACUCCAGAGCCCGUUCAGCGUCCGUCUGCGUCGAUGACUACUACAUGGAUUCCCGAGAAGACCGCUCGUCGUUUGUUUGCUCGAAACCGGGUUUCGUUUGUUUGGUGGCCGUCUUGUUUACGGUGUCCUUUAUUUCGUUAGCAUUUUUCCUCGAAACCGGGAUGCCCUGGCGAGAAGAUCAACAGAACAGUCCCUUCUCAUCCAAUCAGGUGGCAAAUGCCAGUUUCAGGACUCACAAUUCGAUCCAGGGUAAAGAUAGCUCUAAAUUAAUUACCAGUGAUGCUGCCAAUAUCACUGAUGCCAGAAGUAAGGGAGGCGGAUCGGGGGACGUCGAUACAAGCAAGAGCGAAUCUAGUGAUGAGUUGUUCGCUAAGCCCGCGCAGGAGCAGUUGCAGGAGGUAGUGGCCGUCCGCGAGCCUCCAAAGCGUCCUACGGUAAUCAAGUCCAAACCAUUGACUAACAGUUCUUCCGGAACUUCUACGCUUCGGCCUCUUUCUCCAUCAGAGCUUAAUGAUGAAAGUGAUGUUAUGUACAUUUUCGCACCAUUUGACGAUUCUCGCCACAGUCAAAGUCGGGUGGUACGUGGUCUCAUGGAUACGCAAGGUUACGGAAGGGGGUGUACCAAAGAGUUCACCUUUCAUGACCUCAUCGAAUUUAUGCAGAUACCGUCGUCAUCAGAGAGUGACGAAGAAAACAACUUCAAAUGCGCUGAUCUGAGUGAGCAGGCUUUCGAGGAAAUGGCGGCAGGCUUUAAGAAAAGGAUGCUCCGGAACUCAAAAUAUCUCUUCCUUGUACGAGACCCUCGUUCGUUAAUAUAUACUUCAUUCGAUCGGCAUAGUGAAAAUCUUGCCACUUGUAUCAAAAAUGAUUCACAUCGAUGUUUGUACGACGAAGAAAUUCUCGGGGAAGCGCAAGUUACGAUGGAGAAUUGGAACGCUCGAACCCAAAAGAUGAUCGAACUAUGCCACAAGCUGGGAGCUCAAACUUGCCAACUUCUUUUAGCAGAACGUAUUGCUUUAAAGCUACUAGAUACGCUCGAGUCGCUCGCCAAGUUCCUUGUCAUGGACUUCGAGAAGGACACGUUCCGUGUGCUCAACAAAAUGGUGCAGAAAGUCGACGAGGGAACUGUUAUCCCCAGAACAGAAAAAGAAACAUUGAUGGUCGCCUUUCUAGAGUUGCUCCUCAAGGACACCUCUGGUAGUUGGCCGUGGGCAGACAGAUUGCCCUACAACGUCUUUGAACAUAUGCCUAGCUGGGCCCCUCUAAUGGGAAAACUCGGUUAUGGUUACAGUGCACGCGUUCCUACGCUCGAAAAAGAUAUCGUUCUAGAAGAUCUGCUUAGGAAAAACUAGAACUCAACUAAAACUGGAAGCGACUUCGACUGCCUGACUUCAUCGCACCGAAAGCCACUGCCAAAGCAUAUAAAGGAUUUCGAGCACUGAGCCGUAGCUCCGCAACAACCCCAUUUUUAUCAGGUUGAUUUUACAUUAUCCUUUACGUUCGAGCGCAAAUUAAUUCCGCGUAUACCAUCAUAAAAGGCAUAAUAUUUUUAAGCAUCUGCCAGUAAUCAUUGGGCGCGGUUACGUAGCCAUUACGUACUAUUCCUCGUACAUACCCUGCUGUGAACAUCGAAUACAUAAGUAAUGCUCUUGGUAACAGGUCUUUCGCCUCUGUUAAAGUUGUUGCUCUAAUUCUUUCUGGAAGAUAACAAACACUAUCGAUUCUCUGUCCCCUGCGAAUGCAAAACUGGCGUGACUUGAUAAAUUUUGGAGUCAGUGGAUUUUUGGUGCCCUAGAGCUCGUCUACAUUUUUCUGUACAUAUAAAGGCCGCAAGAACAAUUCAGGCCUGUAAAGAAAAAAAAAGCGCAUGCAAAAAACCUUCAAGUGUUUGAGAUUUGCACGACGCAGUAUUAGUCGUUGUCGAACAUCGGCGCUUUCCUAAUUAAGGGUCACACGUACAAAUGUGUUCGUCGCUCUCCGCCUGAUUGAUGCUCAACGUAUCAUAAUGGGAUAAAAAGGCUUACGGUCUUAUCCUUCAAUGAUUUCCACGUCUACGAUUCGAGUACUAUUGCGACGACCUUGUGGCUUAAACAUGUACGCAGCCUCUAUAAGGUGACCUGGGUGCACUGCAAGCGGGUCAUCUUACAGAAGAUACCUAGGCUUGGUGAACUGCGUACAAAGACACUUUUACCGUAACCUACAUUGUUUUACGGGUCUGUGGAAUAUGCGCCCAUAAUGCUUUUUAAACCCAGGACUUAUCAAUUCUGUAUGUUGUCUAUCGUCAUAAUUGUUUUUUUAAUUUUCUUCUGAAUAACUAUUACGAAUAAGAAUAAUUAUUAUUGUGCAUCUUUUUAUAUUGAAAUACCUACUAUAAACAAAACAUGAUAAAAAGGCUUGCGGAUUUUAUCCGAGUCGUAAGAGAUUGCUGCCAGCAAAAACACUUUUAGGUAAGCCCCUAUUAAAUACGUAAUCUAGUGUAUAUGGCUCUGUAUAUAGAUUUUACGUACAAUAAUAAAAUCAUCAUGUCGGUUUUCUGAAUCUAA